UGGAGGAAAAUAAAGAAUCAUCACUUCAUGUCCUCCACCCUCUGUCUUAUUCUCCGCCCUCUCCCUCCGUCUGUUUUUCUGACUGGGGAAGGAGCUGGAGACAGUAGACAGGCGUCGUAAGCAAGCGAUGCUCCUUUGAAAUGUAUUUAUUUUAGAACGAUUCAUCGUAACUUGACACAAUUCUAUAUCUCCUGACAAUUUGAUCUGCUCGUACUCUAACACAACAGUUUGCGUUUUUAGUCUAAGUAUAGCAUUUAGAGUUGGAUAUGGUCAACUGGAUCCAGGAGUGUUUUUGAUGAAGACAUCUGGCGCUUUAAUCGUUCCGUGUUAAACGGACCGCGCGCGCUUCGAGUCGACUCGGCGGUCACGUAUCUCGGAGUCAGACGGAGUGUCUUCGUUGAGGCUGGUGGAUGAAAGCCAUGCUGUCACUGGACGAGCCCCUGGACUUGAAGAUUUCCUCUGGCCGUGACAGGACGCUGAGAAUGUCCAUCUGUGCCCCGCUGCACUUUUCUCGUGCUCGAAUAUCCCGUGCUUUGCACAAGCCCAAAAGCCCUGAUGCAGCUGACAAGGACAUGUCAGAUUCCUCAUCGUCCACGGUGGUAGAUCUGAGUCUGUCUCCAUCUUCCUCUCCCUCACCACCCUCUCCUAUAGAUAGUGGCGCCAGCUGGAGCCCCAGAGCGCCUCUUCUGGCCUCAGAAUCUGAAAGCACCACAUACCAUGAGGACGGCGCCUCUCAUCCUCCAGGUUUCCAGUUCUUUCUGCCAAUUGGUGCAGAGGGGCCCCUGUGCCUGCCCUCCUCAAUGCUGAUUGGCCAGCACUCCCCUGAGCCCUCGAGUGAUGAACAGCUGGCCUGCCGCUGGCUAAAGUGCCAUCUGCUGUUCGAGAGCCUGCAGGAUCUGGUGGACCAUGUGAAUGACUCGCAUGUGAAACCAGAGGAGAAUUCAGGAUACUGCUGCCACUGGGAGGGCUGCGCACGCAAGGGAAGAGGAUUUAAUGCCAGGUACAAGAUGCUGAUUCAUAUCCGCACACAUACCAACGAGAAACCUCAUCACUGCCCUACCUGCCACAAGAGUUUCUCACGCCUAGAGAACUUGAAGAUACACACCCGCUCACACACAGGAGAGAAGCCAUACAUCUGUCCUUACGAAGGCUGCAACAAGCGCUACUCAAACUCCAGCGACCGCUUCAAACACACGCGCACGCACUACGUCGACAAACCCUACUGCUGUAAAAUGGUGGGCUGUCUGAAGCGCUACACUGACCCCAGCUCUCUCCGCAAACACAUCAAGGCACACGGCCACGCUGUAGUGCAGGAACGUGCUGCCUCAACCAGAACCAACAGGCUGGAUGGCGUCUCAUCGAUGGAUCGAUCUUACCCUGGAGCGGCUCGUUUCGUCCUACCAGGUGCGGCGACAACCUUAUUUGGGGCUCACACCUACGCUGGGCCCCUUAGCGGUCAUCCCCUGGAUCUCUCCAGGCUCAGUCCGCUUUUAGGAGCCAGGCCAGUGAUGUACCCCAACUCAGGUGCUCUUGGGAUUGGGAAGGUGCCUAUCCUGCACCCCUUGUUGUUGCCGCCAUUCAGUCUCGGUUUGGGUCAAACUGAAAGAACAGUUGAAGAAGAAGAUGAUGUUGAUGAUGAAAAUGAAGGCAGGAUGGGAGUAGGACGAGGCCCUCACUCAUGGGUCGUGAUCCCUCCGGGCAUGCUGUUCUUGAAACAGAUGGCAAGCACGUAAAGAGACACAUAAACCUUGUUCACACUGCACACCGGAUUUGGAUUUCA
Molecule: messenger RNA, 1780 nt
Organism: Carassius carassius (crucian carp)
Lineage: Eukaryota; Metazoa; Chordata; Actinopteri; Cypriniformes; Cyprinidae
Product: zinc finger protein GLIS2-like
Exons: 7
Coding region: 411-1733 (440 amino acids)
Biological process (GO): regulation of transcription by RNA polymerase II; smoothened signaling pathway
Cellular component (GO): nucleus
Molecular function (GO): DNA-binding transcription factor activity, RNA polymerase II-specific; RNA polymerase II cis-regulatory region sequence-specific DNA binding
Source: RefSeq, a predicted model, not a curated record